AUGGACUAUGCAAUUGUGCUCUUACUUGUUUUUCUCUGUCAUGAAGUAUUUACUGUUUCUGCAUCCAAAUUACCUCAUCUCUCUCACAAACAUCAAACCAGUUCACUUCUAAAAUUCAAGAACACACUUACUGUAGAUACCUCUGCCUCUUAUCUCUGUCAAGAGCCUUAUCCAAAAACGAGUUCAUGGAACAUGAGCAGAGAUUGUUGCUCAUGGGAUGGUGUCAUAUGCGAUGAGAUGACUGGCCAUGUAAUUGAACUGGACCUCAGCUGCAGUAAUCUUGCUGGGACCAUCGAUUCCAAUAGCAGCCUCUUCCAACUCUCUCAUCUCCAAAGGCUUGAUCUUUCUCUGAAUAACUUCUCCAAUUCUCACAUCUCCCCUGAAUUUGGAAAGUUUUCGAGCUUGACACAUCUUGAUCUUUCUGACUCCAAUUUCUCUGGUCAAAUUCCUUCUGAAAUCUCUCAUCUUUCCAAGUUGCAGUCUCUUCGUCUCUAUGGUCGUCUACGACUCAUAGCUCACGAUUUUAAAUUGUUCCUUCAGAACUUGACCCAAUUAAUAGAGCUAGAUCUUACUUCCAUAAACAUCUCUUCCACCAUUCCUUUGAAUUUUUCUUCUCAUUUAACAACUCUUAGGCUGGGAGAUACAGCAUUGUAUGGGAUAAUACCUGAGACUAUAUUUCACCUGCCAAACUUGGAAACACUUCACUUAUGGGAAAAUUAUCAGCUCAGUGGUUAUUUUCCAAAGACUAAAUGGAACAGCAGCACAUCUCUCCAGAAGUUACAACUCAGUUUUGUGAAUUUCCCUCAUAAUUUGCCCGAGUCUAUUGGCUAUCUAACUUCACUGCGUUAUUUGUAUCUUCAAAAUUGCAACCUUAGAGGGCCUAUUCCUGAAUCUCUUUCGAAGCUCACUCGCAUAGAGGAUUUGUACCUUCAAUAUAACUCCCUGAAUGGAACAAUACCAUCAGGGAUUUUCUCCCUUCCAUCACUAAGUCGUUUAGUCUUGAGCAAUAACCACUUUUCUGGUCAGUUUGAGGAUUUCAAUUCCAAUUCACUAAACUUGAUUGAUUUAAGCAAUAAUCAGUUGCAAGGCCAUCUUCCCAACUCAAUUCAAAACCUUGUGAACCUAACAGAUCUUGAUAUUUCUUUCAAUAAUUUUCAUGUGGAUGUCAGCCUCUUUUCAGACCUCAAACAGCUUUCUGAAAGAAUUGGAGUUUCUAAGAUCUGCAAAACAGCUUUCCAACUUGGAUCUUUCAAAUAA
This is a messenger RNA of Solanum verrucosum, 1257 nucleotides long. RefSeq names its product receptor-like protein Cf-9. The record is from RefSeq and is a predicted model, not a curated record. Lineage: Eukaryota; Viridiplantae; Streptophyta; Magnoliopsida; Solanales; Solanaceae. The transcript is spliced from 2 exons. Bases 1 to 1257 code for a protein of 418 amino acids. Gene Ontology annotation, molecular function: protein binding.